Molecule: messenger RNA, 2107 nt
Organism: Globicephala melas (long-finned pilot whale)
Lineage: Eukaryota; Metazoa; Chordata; Mammalia; Artiodactyla; Delphinidae
Source: RefSeq, a predicted model, not a curated record
CCCGUGGCGGUCUUGCGCAGGCGCAGGUUGGUUGGUGGCUGCCGUGGCCUUUGUCCUACAGUCCGGUGGAACUGCCUGCCGAGGAGCUGGCUGUUCCUGCAAGAGGCCCAAGGAGGAGGGAAUGACCGCUGGGCUCCUCACUGCCAGGGACCCGGAGCAAGUGACUUUUGAGGACGUGGUCGUGGAGUUCACCUGGGAGGAGUGGGGACAGCUGGAGCCAGCCCAGAGGACCCUGUACCGAGAUGUGAUGCUGGAGACCUUUGGGCUCCUUGCCUCUGUGGGACACUGGCUCCCAAAGCCGGACGUCAUCUCCCUGUUGGAGCACGAGGCGGAGCUGUGGGUGGUGGACAAGGGAGCCCCCCGAGGUGUGUGCACAGACUUUGAAACUAGACAAACCAAACUAUCAACUGUGAAGCAAGACAUAACUGAAGAAAUACCCAAUAAUGCUCUGGUAGAAAGGUUCCUGUGGGAAAGUCUGUGGAACUCCAAGGGUGAAAAUGCUGAGGGCCACUGGGAACAGGGUCACAAGAGGCCAGAUAGCCAUGUGGUGCAGUCUGCCUUCAUGCCUGUGAAGACACCCACUCAGGAGAAGCAGCAGGGGAAUGGGUUUGGGGAAAACUUGAGUCUGAGGCCUGAUCUCUCAACUCGACCAAUGACUCCUAAAAGGCAAGGCCCCCCCGUGUGGGGAACACAUGGAAAGAGGGAGGAUCUGGACUCAGAUACUCAACAGAAAACCUGUGCAAAAGAGAAGCCCUACAGAUGUCAGGAAUGUGGAAAGGCCUUUAGUCACAGCUCAGCACUCAUCGAACACCACCGAACACACACGGGAGAGAGACCUUACGAAUGUCACGAAUGUGGAAAAGGCUUCCGAAACAGCUCAGCGCUUACCAAACACCAGAGAAUCCACACUGGUGAGAAGCCUUAUAAGUGCACUCAGUGCGGGAGGACCUUCAACCAAAUUGCCCCACUGAUCCAGCACCAGAGAACUCAUACAGGUGAGAAGCCCUACGAGUGCAGUGAAUGUGGGAAAUCCUUUAGUUUUAGGUCCUCCUUCAGCCAACAUGAGCGGACGCACACAGGUGAGAAGCCCUACACAUGCAGUCAGUGCGGGAAGGCCUUCCGGCAGAGCAUCCACCUCACCCAGCACCUGCGAAUCCACACCGGGGAGAAGCCCUACCAGUGUGGAGAAUGCAGCAAGGCCUUCAGCCACAGCUCGUCCCUGACCAAACACCAGCGGAUCCACACGGGGGAGAAGCCCUACGAGUGCCAGGCAUGUGGAAAAGCCUUCACCCAGAUCACACCACUGAUUCAGCAUCAGAGGACACACACAGGCGAGCGGCCCUACGAGUGCAGUGAGUGCGGGAAGGCCUUCAGCCAGAGCACGCUCCUGACUGAGCAUCGGAGGAUCCACACAGGAGAGAAGCCCUACGGGUGCAACGAGUGUGGGAAAACCUUCAGUCACAGCUCGUCGCUUAGCCAGCAUGAGCGGACACACACGGGUGAGAAGCCCUACUCGUGCAGUCAGUGCGGGAAGGCCUUCCGGCAGAGCACACACCUCACUCAGCACCAGAGAAUCCACACCGGGGAGAAGCCCUAUGAAUGUAGUGAGUGCGGGAAGGCCUUCAGCCACAGCUCGUCCCUGACCAAACACCAGCGGAUCCACACCGGGGAGAAGCCCUAUGAGUGUAACGAGUGUGGCAGAGCCUUCAGCCAGCUUGCGCCACUCAUUCAACACCAGAGGAUCCACACGGGAGAGAAGCCCUAUGAGUGUAAUGAGUGUGGCAGGGCCUUCAGCCAGAGCUCCCUCCUCAUAGAACACCAGAGGAUUCACACCAAGGAGAAACCCUAUGGGUGCAACGAAUGUGGAAAAUCCUUCAGCCACAGCUCAUCGCUCAGCCAGCACGAGAGGACACACACUGGGGAAAAGCCCUACGAGUGCCAGGAUUGUGGAAAAUCCUUCAGGCAGAGCACCCACCUCACUCAGCACCGGAGGAUCCACACAGGAGAGAAGCCAUAUGAGUGCAGGGACUGCGGGAAAGCCUUCACACACAGCUCCUCCCUUACCAAGCACCAGAGAACUCAUGCUGGGUAGACCCACUCCACAUGU